This is a messenger RNA of Cadophora gregata, 1809 nucleotides long. RefSeq names its product woronin body major protein (gene HEX1). Gene Ontology annotation, cellular component: membrane. Gene Ontology annotation, biological process: glycosaminoglycan metabolic process; carbohydrate metabolic process. The coding region runs from base 1 to 1809 and encodes 602 amino acids. Gene Ontology annotation, molecular function: beta-N-acetylhexosaminidase activity. Lineage: Eukaryota; Fungi; Ascomycota; Leotiomycetes; Helotiales; Ploettnerulaceae. The transcript has a single exon. The record is from RefSeq and is a predicted model, not a curated record.
AUGGGCUUCAAUCACGUCACCAAGAUCGUUGCGAUUGUUGUGGGUGUCUCGGCAGGUGUCGUCAGUGCCGUGGCCGUCAAUCCACUGCCGGCGCCAACAUCCAUAACCUGGGGAACAUCUGGUCCGAGAGCAUUCAACGGACGAAACCUUCAACUGACAGGCACAACAAACAAAAUUGUUUCGGAUGCCUGGGAUCGCGCCUACAAAGCAAUUGGCCUUCACUGGUCCCCCCAAGCAACAGAGGCCCCAAUCGGGACAUUUGCUCCAUUUCCAACUGCUGUUGCACAGAAAGUGACCCGCAGGACCACAACUCUGAACUCGGUGGAUGUUCAAAUCGCAGACACCAAAGCCCCCCUUCAACACGGCGUCGAUGAAACUUACACUCUUGAUAUCACAUCUACGUCUCAAACUGUCAGCAUUACAGCCAAAACCAUCUGGGGUGCGCUCCACGCCUUCACGACGCUGCAGCAACUCGUGAUCGCGGACGGGCAUGGCGGACUCAUGGUCGAGCAGCCUGUAUCUAUCAAAGAUGGACCUCUGUAUCCUUAUCGAGGAAUCAUGAUCGAUUCUGGGAGGAACUUCAUCUCUGUCAAGAAGAUUUAUGAGCAGAUUGAUGGCAUGGCCUUGUCCAAGCUGAACGUGCUGCAUUGGCACUUGGUCGAUUCUCAGAGUUGGGCCGUUCAACUGUCCUCAGUUCCCUCGAUGACCUUGGAUGCGUACUCACCAAAGGAGAUCUACUCGCAAAAUGAUAUCAAAGAUGUCAUCAAAUAUGCGACAGCUCGUGGAGUACGCGUUAUCCCAGAGGUUGACAUGCCGGGUCACGCAUCUUCAGGGUGGAAGCAAAUUGACCCCGCAAUCGUUGCCUGUGAGGAUUCUUGGUGGAGCAACGACAACUGGCCACUUCAUACAGCCGUCGAGCCCACUCCUGGUCAAUUGGAGAUCUUGAACCCAGAUACUUACAAAGCUGUCACUAAGGUCUACAACGAGCUCAGCUCCGUGUUUUCGGACAACUUUUUCCAUGUUGGUGGUGAUGAAAUCCAGAAAGGCUGUUACAAUUUUUCAACAAUCACCAUGGACUGGUUUAAAGCUGAUUCAUCUCGUACUUAUGACGAUUUGCUGCAAUACUGGGUUGAUAAGGCUCUGCCUAUAUUCAAAUCCUCGCCCAACAAAGAUCGCAGACUUGUCAUGUGGGAGGAUGUCGCCAUCGGUGCACCACAGGCACACACCGUACCCAAAGACGUUAUCAUGCAAACCUGGAAUUCGGGGCUCGAGAACAUCAAGAAACUCACCUCAUCCGGCUACGACGUAAUCGUCUCUUCCUCAGACUGGUUCUACCUGGACUGCGGUUUUGGAGGUUUUGUUGGCAACGAUCCCCGCUACAACGUCCAGACGAACCCAGACGCGGCAACAGGAACCCCCAAUUUCAACUAUGGUGGCGGCGGAGGCAGUUGGUGUGCCCCCUACAAGACAUGGCAGCGAAUCUACGAUUAUGACUUCACGAACAACCUCACGACUGCUGAAGCCGCACACGUGAUUGGAGUGACGGCUCCCUUGUGGGCAGAGCAAGUCGAUGAUCAGGUCAUCAGCACGAAGUUUUGGCCGAGAGCUGCAGCUCUGGGUGAGUUGGCGUGGUCGGGCAAUAAGAAUGCGGCGGGAAAGAAGAGAACUACUGAGUUGACGCAGAGGAUUCUGAAUUUCAGGGAGUAUUUGGUUGCUCUUGGCGUUGGGGCUGCUCCUUUGAUGCCGAAAUACUGUCUGCAGCAUCCGCAUGCUUGCGAUUUGUAUUAUGACCAGACUGUGGUGCACUAG